ACUGGGAGAACUAUUGUCUCAUUGUGGAGAUGAAGAGGAAGGUGAAGAAGAAAAAGAGAGACAACAUCUGAGCAACAGGGGUUGCCUUUGGACGGAGAUCAUGAUGUUAACUGCCCCCACAUCAGAAUUAAACAGCCUGGGGUCUCUACCUAACGAUGCCCAGGAAACCACUAUCCAGAACAAAACAGGAAGGAGGAAGAAGAGCAUGCUGAAACAGUCAUGGAUGGAGAUCACCAUAGCCUUCAUGAGGAGGACCAAGGUCCACGGGCUGAAGUUUGUCUUCUCCCCAGACAAGACCUUACCCCAGCGGGUCCUCUGGCUCCUGGCCUUCUUUGUGUGCAUGGGUCUCCUGUUCACCUGGUCCUGGAACCGCAUCCUCUACCUGAUGUCCUUCCCGGCCGUCACCAAGAUCAAGAUGGUGUGGGCUCACAACAUGUCCUUCCCGGCUGUGACCUUCUGCAACCACAACCUGUUCCGGGUGUCCAGUCUGACCAAGGCUGACCUAUACCACAGCGGUUACUGGAUGGACCUGAUGCAUCAGAACCACACGGUCAUGGAGAGGAGCCUGGCUCUUCUGAGGGACAACCACAAGUACAGCCUCCUCAACCUGCUGGACUUCAAUGGCUACACCCCGUCUCCACAUUACCAUGUCAACACAACUGAGAUGAUUGGCAGGCUGGGCCACCAACUGGAGGACAUGUUGCUGGAAUGCAGGUUCCGGGGGGGGAACUGCACCCAUCAGAACUUCACCACUGUAUGUAAAGUAACGUAGUCUAGAGAUAUAGAGACCAAUGUUUGAGAGGUGUUGUUGAUGGCAUUUUGUGUACAUGGUAAUGAUAAUUAAUUCAAGGGUGUGUUUGAAUGAUAUUCACUCUAGCAGGUAAUCUCUAGGCAGGAGGAUUGAAGGUAGCUGCUGGUAUCAAGUCAGAUGAUUUGUCUGGUCCUUGGUAAACAUGCCAUGUCUUUUUGGUAACACUUAUUUGAAGGGUCUGUUAUAAAACAUUUAUAAGGCAUUUAUAAAGUGUGUGAUCACUAUUUAUUAAGCAUUAGUAAAGUACUUUUGCAGCCCCUAGUCUAAAAUGAGCGCUAUUUAUGCUUUAUAAAUACUUUAUAAAUGUUUGGAGUCUCCAGUGUUAUUUCUCACAAGAAGAUUGUCAUGCCAUUGGUAGACAUUCCAGCAGUACCUGGUAAAAGAAUAAGCACACA
Molecule: messenger RNA, 1206 nt
Organism: Oncorhynchus nerka (sockeye salmon)
Lineage: Eukaryota; Metazoa; Chordata; Actinopteri; Salmoniformes; Salmonidae
Product: acid-sensing ion channel 1C-like
Exons: 2
Coding region: 101-772 (223 amino acids)
Biological process (GO): sodium ion transmembrane transport
Cellular component (GO): plasma membrane
Molecular function (GO): ligand-gated sodium channel activity
Source: RefSeq, a predicted model, not a curated record